Messenger RNA from Sphaeramia orbicularis (orbiculate cardinalfish), 2485 nucleotides. It is a transcript of the gene c15h3orf80, whose product is annotated as chromosome 15 C3orf80 homolog. The record is from RefSeq and is a predicted model, not a curated record. The coding region runs from base 172 to 822 and encodes 216 amino acids. Lineage: Eukaryota; Metazoa; Chordata; Actinopteri; Kurtiformes; Apogonidae. The transcript has a single exon.
UCCCACUCCACGCUGCAGUGGCUGCAUGAGCGAAUGAGAACACAUGAUUAGUGCACAGCUGGAAAGAAAGGCAGACCUGUAACACCUGAACGGACUUUCCCCUUUGCAACACAGUGGCGCACAGAGGACGCAGCAGAGGCGCACGACUUUGGAUUCCUUGGAUAUUUCGAAAUGAUGCCCCGUCUGUCGGGCGGCGGCUGCAGGUCGACGUGCGGGACAACCGGCACCUUUUUGUCGGUAUGUCUGCUCUCCGCCUGUCAAGCCCUCCGGAGCUGCGGGGAGGUCCAGUGCGGCGACGGCCAACAGUGCUGCCCGCCGAUCGUCACCGGGAACGGCAGCGCCAGCUCCGCCGUGCGCUGCUGCAAACUCCCCAUCCGCAUAUUCUUCGAUAACGUCGGCUGGUUUACGCGGAAGCUGUCGGGCAUCCUGAUCCUGUUGCUGCUCUUUGCGAUGGGCUACUUCAUCCAGCGGAUCAUCUGCCCGCGGCCCCGCAGGCAGCCGCACCACGACCGCAGCGAGGAGCCCUCCCUCUUCCACGGACACGCAUCGGCGUCCCAGGACUCCCUGCUGGACCGGUACCCCGAAUACAGCCUCGGGGACUUCGCAUCCCCCAGCCUGCCCGCGUACGACGAGGUGAAAUAUUUACCCACUUAUGAAGAAAGCAUGCAGGAGAUGCACAGAGACCGGUCCGAUGAUAACUUGUUGUCGGAGAGGGAGAGGAGCGGACCCGGUAGAGGACCGAGGGCUGUGGAGCAGAGACGGGAUGUCCUGGAGGUGUCAGGACAACAGCACAGCCCAAGGACAUCCAGGAACUCAGUCUGAAGGAAAAACUGACACUGGCUCUGCUUCUGUAAUUCUAAACAGAAUCAGGACAGAGAUAAACUCAAGUGCAAUUAUAAACCUGAUUGUUCAGAAUAAAGGAGGGGGCUGUGAGAUUACAGAGGCUUCAUCCUUUUGUAUGUAAAUGACCGCCUGGGUUAAGUGAAAGGAGAUUAGAAAAUAAAUCUGCUGAAAUGGACGCUCUUUGUGUUUGGGACAGCUCAUUUGGCUUCGGCAAAAUCGCAUUACGUUUUGCUUCAGCACCUCAAUGUUAAGUGGCACCGUGAAACAAUUUUUCUUCUGUCAAAUUCUACCCCUUUCUAGUUCUUUUAUUUAUCCUAUAUUAAAUUUGCAUUCAAAUGGGGGAAGAAAUAUGUUUAUUUUUUCUCAGUAACCUGAAAUGUGGGCUCACAGGGAGAAAGUAUAGGGAUGAACAUCAAUUUAUAUCCUUCCUGAGACACUUUUUUUUUUUUUUUUUUUUUAUCUGUCAGGUCUGGAGACAGUUAAUUUAGUCACUAUGUCUUAUCAGCAUGAGAGCAAUAUUCCCUUAAACUGACUGAAAUUCUGUACCCUACCCUGGGAGCUGACGGAUGAGAAUUUUAUCAGUGACCUGAGCCAUGUCUGAUAUGCAUAGGAAAAAGCGGAUGCCACAGACAAGAAGUGCAAAAUAUGAAAAGAUGCUGUGAUCCUAGGAGCCCUGCUGCCUCAGGCUACGUGUAUCAGUGUCUCCCAGGUUCUGCAUUCAAGAGAAAGAGUGGCAGAGAUUACAGCUGGCAUACUGAUACGGUGUAUGCUGCCAAGAAACAAAGUUUUAUUUUGAUGAUAGUAUGUUGGACAGGAUCACAGCUGCAGCCCUGAGCGUCACAGUUGGCUGCACAAAUUUAGAAGAAGAAAGAAAAGAUAAGGGGACAUUUAACAGGAACUUUAAGGACAUUAAGACAAGGACAGCGACUCAUUAGUUGUUUCAAAGACUGCAAACUUGGAAUCAUAUUGAACUGUCACUACUGAAUAACUACAGAUCUACUUCUGAUACAGUCGGUGGUAACCUCUUCCCUGCAUUGCCAUUAAUAAAUGAUCUGGAAAGAAGUGGCUUUUUUUGCUGCUACAAACAGAAAAUAAAACUGAUCCAAACACACCUCAUUAUAUCAGGUUUAAUGGCCUGUAUUUAAUCUAGUUUAUUGUGUUGUAAUAUUCAACGUCAUAAAUCAUGGUGUAAAAUAUUAAGAAAAAAUGCAUAUGAUUUCAAUAUACUCAGCAGACUCACUUAUGACAUUUUCUGAAUAGGAAAGUGUUGUUAGUCUGCAGCUUUAUUUGCCAGCCCUUUCUUUAAUGGUUCCUAUUCAACCAGUUAAAUCAAAUGGAUUAUUUUAGAUACACUGAGGAUGGUAACUGGGUUUUAAGGAGAUGAAUGUACACUUGUAAGGACAGUGCAUUCCAAUUUUUGUGCAAAUUCUGUCAGAUGUUUGGCAAAUAAAAUAUGGACAAGAGGCCUAAAUUAACCCAAAUGAAGAUUAUAGAAGCUAAAGCAUGUAUAUCUGCAAAACUGGACUUUACAAUUAGAGACCACCAUCUCCUCUAAUGCUCCUGACACUCAGUGUGAGUGUGAUUGUGGUGGCCUGUGUAAUCCAAUACUGCCAGACCAUGAUAGCCAAGCCAAUAUUGAACA